Messenger RNA from Pungitius pungitius (ninespine stickleback), 2327 nucleotides. Its product is annotated as filensin. Gene Ontology annotation, molecular function: structural constituent of eye lens. Gene Ontology annotation, biological process: lens fiber cell development. Gene Ontology annotation, cellular component: intermediate filament; cytoplasm. Lineage: Eukaryota; Metazoa; Chordata; Actinopteri; Perciformes; Gasterosteidae. The record is from RefSeq and is a predicted model, not a curated record. The transcript is spliced from 9 exons. The coding region runs from base 1 to 1965 and encodes 654 amino acids.
AUGUACAAAAGCAGCUACGCGCACGAGGUGCGCCGGGAGAAGUACGAGCGCUCGGACGUCUUCGACGAGGAUCCCGCGGAGUCGUCUGCGGGCAUGUCGGCCAUCCAAGGCUGGGAGAGCCUCCAGGAGCUCAACGGCCGCUUCGCCCGCUACAUCAACAGGGCGCGAGUCCUGGAGCAGCGCAACGCCGUGUUCCGCAAGCAGCUGGAGACGCUGCAGCGGAUGGAGGAGCCCAGCGGCCUGGAGGAGGCCUUCACGCAGCAGACUGAGGUCAACAGGAAGCGCAUCCGAGAGCUGUCCUCGGACCAGGCCAAGCUGGAGCGGGAGCUGAAAGAUGCUUGCCGAAUGCUGGAUGAGUUCACCUGCAAAUAUAGAAAUGAAUGUGAGCUUCAAGAGCAGCUUCGGGGUACACUGGAACAAAUGAACAAGGAGGCCGACAGCGCUCUCCUGAGAAACCUGGAAUAUCAGAUCCAAUCACAGUUCCUGCAGGACGACGUCAACUCCACCAGAGACCGACACAAGAAGAACCUGGCAGAGAUCCAGACAUAUGUAAACAUUUUAAAGCAAAUCAACCACACACUCCCCCUUGCUCCCAAUACGUCAGCGGGCAUCACCGAGGAACAGGAGAAGCUGCACGCCCAGAAGAAAGUGCCGGUGCUGCAGAGUCAGCUGGAGGAAUAUAAGAGCGCCCUCUGUCAGCUGCAGGCCCAGAAACAACGUCUACAGACCGAGACUGCUGUGUUGGAGCACACCAUCAAAAACACGCAGGAGCGCUACGACGACGAGAUCCAGACGUUCAAUGAGCGAAUUGACUCCCUGCGGAAGGAGAUCGAGGAGGCUGAGCGCUCCCUCGAGAAGUUCACCAGUGAAUGUCGUCACCUGGCCAUGUACCAGACGUCGCUUGAGAAUGAGCUGGAGAGGUACAAGAGGAUCAUCGAGAAUGAAGACAACAGGUUGAAUUCAGCAAUAAUUGGGACACCUAUUACCCUGUUCCCCACUGAUUUCCCCUACACACCUACGACAUCAAGCAAGGGAAAAGAUAUCACCCAGGUCAUUCACGAUAUCACCAGCGUCAAGCCCCGCCAGAAGACCCCAAAGAAAGUUCUCAAGAAGAAAGAGAUUACCCCAAAAGACGUGAUUAACAGUGGCCACGAGGACAGAAAUGGGCGAGCUGCUGUAGAGGCGCCAGAUGAAGAAACAGAGGGGGUCCCGUCUCUGGAAGUGCACGUGGAGACGGGGAAGAAAGUAGUGGAUAUGCCCUUGUUCAUGGUGUCUCCGCAGGAUGUCCCAGACGGAGCUCAAAUCAGCAAGGCCUUUGACACUCUGUGCAACAUCGUCAGAGACAGGAUGAGAAAGUACAAGAAGCCUGAGCCAGUCGCUGACUUCUACACAAAGGGACGCUACGUCCUCGUCACUGGCGACGGCAGCUACCCGGAUCCGCGCUUCUACACCUCCACGCCGUCAGGCGGCCGCAUCUCGGUGACUAUUAGAGAUGACAAGAGGCCUCGCUAUGAUCCUCACACCCCCCCUCAGCCUCCGCCUCAGCCUCCUAAGCCCAUAGUUGACCCCAGGCCUCCCAGUCCCACCCCACCCUCCAAGGGCGGUAAAGGAAAGCAUAAGAGUGGAGAUCCUCUUCCUCACUCUGCAGAUCCAAGCCCACUCCCGCCGCCGUCGGGCCCUCAAGAUCCCACCCCAGCUGCAGAUCUUCCCAAGAAAACCCGGGGCGACGUCGGGCCCACCCCAAAGCCUGCGCCUCGCGGUGCCAGCACCAGUUCUAGCUCCAGCUUCAACUCCAGCUCCAGCACCAGCUCCAGCAGCAUUACCCCGGAGGCAAUGAGCUACGAGAAGCUGGAGGUGAAGGAGUCGGUGGAGAAGUUCUCCAGCGGCCGUAAGGUCAAGGGUUACGAAGAGACAUCCGUGGUGAUGGAGACCCUGAUCGAGAAGUCCAGCAAGAAGAAGCAUUGAAACUACGUCGCAUGAGGAGUCAGUCAACUCCACCAGGGUCCUCUGCGGUUCAGGUCCUCUGACAAGACAACAAUAGUGAUGAAUAGCGCUCUUCCUCAAAAUACCGUGAAGUGAAACCGAUGCAUUUUUCCUCCGAAAGACACCAACUGGGCUCGAAGACCAACCACACAUUCCUGCUGUGAAAUGCAUUGCUCUUCCAGCUGCUUGCAGUCUCUGGUCUCUGGUCGUCUCCACGAGUUGUGUUGCUGCUGUUCGCCUUAACAUCCAUCCUGCGACUCCUUUACUGUCUGAAAACUUGGGAAAAUCAAAAGAAGAAUCUCCGUGCCACCAACACAAUAUAAAAAAGAAAAAAAAGCUAAGAA